Cynara cardunculus var. scolymus (artichoke) is the source of this 1185-nucleotide messenger RNA. Its product is annotated as TOG array regulator of axonemal microtubules protein 1. The transcript is spliced from 5 exons. Lineage: Eukaryota; Viridiplantae; Streptophyta; Magnoliopsida; Asterales; Asteraceae. Gene Ontology annotation, cellular component: cytoplasmic microtubule. Gene Ontology annotation, biological process: microtubule cytoskeleton organization. The record is from RefSeq and is a predicted model, not a curated record. Gene Ontology annotation, molecular function: microtubule binding. The coding region runs from base 79 to 1005 and encodes 308 amino acids.
UCGAACAAGCCCUUCUUCCUCUCUCUCUCUCUCUCUAACAUCUACAGUCUUCAAUUUCUCUCUUUCUUCAACUCAUCAAUGGCGCUUAGACCUCUUGAUAACACCUUGCCCUUGUCCCCAGAACGCCCCAAAAAGAAUCUGAAAGUUUCGAAUUCAAUUGCUAAACCUAAACAGCUUGCAGACCCGACUGCAAAUGACGAAAAUAUAGCCCCUUUGGCUUCUGUAACUCCUGUUGUUGACUCCAUUGAUUAUAUAUCAUCUGAAGAUCUGAAGCCCAUUUCAGAUGCCGAUGUUAAGUUCCAGAGCCUGAUUGAAGGACUGGAAUCCAAAGAUUGGCUGAAGAUUUGUGAUUCAUUGAACGAUGUUAGGCGGAUGGCGUUGUAUCACUCCACUCUAUUACUUCCAAUCUUGGAAAAGGUUUUGUUGAUAUUAGUGAAGGCAAUGAAGAAUCCAAGAAGUGCUUUAAUCAAGACAUCGAUCAUGGCUUCCUCUGAUCUUUUCAAAUCCUAUGGUGAUAAGUUGCUUGAGUCCACCACCUCAGAUGCAGUUAACCACAUGAUUCUCCAGUUGCUACUGAAAGCUUCUCAAGAUAAAAAGUUUGUGUGUGAAGAAGCAGAGAGAUCAUUGAACACAAUGGUGGUGUCCACAACACCCAUCCCUUUGCUUCAGAAGCUCAAAGGAUAUGUCAACCAUGGAAACAUGAGAGUUAGAGCCAAAGCUGCUGUUUCAAUCUCUCGUUGUGUCUCAAAGAUGGAAAUGGAAGAGUUGAGAGAUUACGGAUUGGUUUCGUUAGUACAAAUGUCGGCUGAAUUGUUGAAAGAUAGACUCCCUGAAGCACGAGAGGCGGCUCGAAGCAUUGUGUUGUUGAUUUACAGUGCGGUUAUGGAGGAGGAAGAUGAGAGCAAAGAAGAGGAGAAGCAGCAGGAGAAAUGGCAAAAAUUUUGCCAGUCAAAUUUGUCAGCCAUUGAUGCAUUGGCCAUGGCCAAACUUGUUGCAUCUCAGUAGAGCUUUUUGUUUUUUGGUUUUGUGUGUGGUGAUUCAUAGUAGGGAAGACCAUCAUCAUGCUGAUGAAGAUGGCUUUACUUGUUUAGUUGUUGCAAACUGCCUCUCUUAUCUGUAAAGAGGGGUUUGUUCUUUAGGAAAACUAGUUUCAUCUGUUUCAGAAAGAAAGUUCAAUUCAUCUUA